UCCUGGAUGUUCUCACACUCUUUUCCUCGUAGCACCAACAAUGGCUCAGUCAACUCAUCAAUAUCGACCUCCGAUGACGCGUCCGCGUCGUGCCUUAUUGCGGCGCGCGUUACAAGUCGGGAUUUCCGAGUUCUCGGUUAUGCAAGAGUUCAAUAUCACCAGAGCUACGCUUGGGCGCGUCAUAGAUAACUUUUACAAUGACAACGUUGAGGAAGACGCGUAUUAUUUGGAUACAUCCAACCUCAAGGUGACAUCGUCGCCAAAGGUCCACAAACGCGUGACUAUUAUGCCAGGCAUGUCUACUGCUUCUCAUGUGCGUCCUUUGCGACAGGCCAAGCGAAAAGUCCUGGCUGAAAAGACUCGCGCGCUAUCUAAAACGCGACGCGACGACCAGGAGUCCAAUGGUCCAGCUAUUGUGUUAAUCUCCUUAUCUCAUUCCCGCCUCUCCAACGCCACUCCGCAAAGCCAGUCCUUUACCACUAUCAAUGCUGCUUCGGCAACGGCUGACGCUGUCCGCCCAUUUUUGCGACAGAUGGCCAAGUUCGAUAAGCUGAAGAUAUGUACUAGGAAGGACCUUCUUGUUCUUUCUGAGCAUGUAAAGGACCCGAUUUGCUGCCAGAGUCUUCAAACAUCAUUCAAGUUGCCCCUUACGGAGUGGAUUGUGCUGGUCAAAGCGUUGUUGGACUACGCAGAAGUUGAUGAUAAUUGAAAGAGAGUGACACCCAGCAAAAAAUAUCGGAACAUCCUUUCUUGCUACUCUUGUGGUUCAAAUUUCAAUCUAUAACUUUCUGCUUACAUAUUAUAUUAUUCUCAAUGAUUCUUGCGCUGGCAAUCAC
Messenger RNA from Desarmillaria tabescens, 836 nucleotides. RefSeq lists its product as uncharacterized. The coding region runs from base 41 to 709 and encodes 222 amino acids. NCBI's taxonomy places the organism in Eukaryota, Fungi, Basidiomycota, Agaricomycetes, Agaricales, Physalacriaceae. The transcript is spliced from 5 exons. The record is from RefSeq and is a predicted model, not a curated record.